Molecule: messenger RNA, 801 nt
Organism: Drosophila serrata
Lineage: Eukaryota; Metazoa; Arthropoda; Insecta; Diptera; Drosophilidae
Product: serine/threonine-protein kinase Nek2-like
Source: RefSeq, a predicted model, not a curated record
AUGGAUCGCAUGGAUUUCUCCCAAAAAACCCUCCGCGACUACGACGUGCUGGGCGUGAUGCGCAACGGCUCGUUCGGGGCCUUGUUCAAUGUGCGGGACAAGAGCUCCGGCGAGCUGUUCGCCUUGAAGGCCAUCAGCUACGACGAGCUGGACGAGAUCAAACGCGGGGCGCUGUUCUCGGAGCUUACCAAGCUCCGGGAACUGCAGCACCCUAACAUUGUGCAAUACCAUCACCAAUUUGACAAUCGGGUGAUGCAGGUAUUGCAUAUUGUUACGGAGUGCUGUGCCGGCGGCGAUCUCGCCCAGCUUGUCGAGCGGGCACGGACACAGCGACGCCGGUUGGAGGAGCGCUAUAUCUGGCGGGUGCUCGUCCAAGUGUGCCGUGCCCUGCGUCGGUGCCACUACGUCCAGGAGGGAGCGAUCCUGCACAGGGACGUGCAGCCGUCCAACAUAUUCCUGGACGCUGCCGGCAACGCCAAGCUGGGCGAGUUUGGCCUGGCCAGAAUGUUGAGGGACCUAACCCUCGACGCUUCGGACGUGGGCACUCCGGACUACAUGAGUCCGGAGCUGCUCCGCGGCGGGAUAUCCGACCGGAAGAGCGACGUGUGGGCCCUGGGCUGCGUGGUGUACGAGAUGUGCGCCCUGCGUCCACCAUUCCAUGGGCCCACCUUCGCUCAGCUGUCCGCCCAGGGCGUGUUCCGUCGGAUUCCUGCCGUGUACGGUUCCGAUCUACAGGAGACCAUCUCAGCUAUGCUGGCCCGAGCUGGGCGGCCGUUUCCCGACCCUCGUCGAGGCUGGUGA